AUGUUUCUAAAAACUAAAAUUUUAAAAGCUAUUCCAUUUAGAAAUCCAGUGAGAUUGCCUCUCACGUACUGGAUAUUAGUAUUUAUUCGUUUCGCCCUUACGGUCGCUCCUCAAUUAGGAUAUUUACAUCCCGACGAGUUCUUCCAGAAUGUGGAGGUCAUGGCAGGAGAUAUAUUCAACAUCGACGUCGCAAAAACUUGGGAGUUCAACCCAAAAUUUCCAAUCAGAAACAUUUUUGUACCAAAAAUGAUCCUAGGCCCACCAUUGCACUUCAUUCGCAUACUCAAUCCUUACGCUAAACACUAUUUGAGUAUAGACUUACGAACACCUUACUAUUUACUUGUUAUCCCCCGUCUCUUUGUUUGUUUAUUAUCAUUUGUUAAUGAUUACUGUCUAUAUAGAAUAUGUGUCUUAUAUGGUCAAAAUUUUAGAAAUAGAUUGGUUAUAUUUGCAAGUUCAUAUAUUGUACUUGUUUAUUGUUGUAGAAGCUUUUCAAAUACUUUUGAAAUGGUAUUUUUUUCUAUUCUACUCCUUUUGGUAGCUGAAUGUAUGUUGAAAUCUGAUAAAGUAAUAUAUCAUGAUGAGUUUUUAAGAGAAAAGUAUAAUAAGGCAUCUACUCCAGUUGAGAAAGUUAAACUAUUUAAGCUGAAAAUGCAUUUACCGGAGCAUUCCUUGAAUCAUGUGUUUAUUCUAGCCACUCUGGUGGUUAUAGGAAUAUUUAACCGUCCAACAUUUGUGGGAUUUGCAUUUCCGCCUAUAUUCUUCUGGUUGCAUCGUGGCUUGGGGUCUAAAAUUGUUGGUUUCAAAGACUUUCAUGUUCGUAUAUUCACGUUUAUCCUUUGUGGGGUACCAUCGGCUUUCCUUCUCAUACUGGUGGACUCUGGUUACUAUGGUUACUUGACGAUGGCUGAUGCAGAGUCUAUGAAGUGGACGUGGGAUAACUGGGUGGUGACGCCGCUGAACUUCCUGCGGUACAACUUGGACAUGAAGAACCUGACACAGCGUGGACUGCAUCCCCGCUGGCUGCACCUGGCGGUCAAUGUGCCGCUGCUGUUUAGCGUGCUGGCGGGGAUGGCUUUCAUCACACUGUCAACUAACACAUAUAGGUUCAUCCGUGGCCACUACAGGAAACUGCCCAGGAUCCAAAGCAUCACCGGCCUGAUGCUGUUUUCCCUGGUGAUCCCCGUGGCGCUGCUUUCCCUCUUCCCUCACCAGGAGGCUCGCUUCAUCAUCCCCGCACUAGUACCUCUCGUCUACCUCUACGGCAACAGGCUACAUCCAAACGAAUCCGACCUGCCCAAUCACAGGAAACUUAAAAAAAUACUCCUUUAUAUCUGGUUCAUAUUAAAUGCCAGCCUCACACUUUUUUAUGGCUUUAUACACCAAGGCGGCAUCUAUUCCUUCGCUAAUACGCUACACAGAGAAAUCAAAGGCACGUACGGUACGCACACAUACGUCAUAAGCACGCAUACUUACAGCAUACCGUCGUAUUUGCUACAAUUAGAGAGUACGACGAAAGUAUACAAAGAUAGGCAUACUGGCCACAAGUAUAGGCUGACACCAACGACCUUUCUGUACAAAUACGGUUCUAUGCCUAUGGACGAACUCUUUACGAAAGUAGACGACGUUCUUACAAACGCCGAAAUGCUUUUACAUGAAUAUAAGAAGCAAUACAGAUUUUAUGUCGCCACGCCCUGCUCUUUGGAGCUAGAAGUAGAAGAGGCGGCCAAGAAAUAUUAUUACUUUAAGUUGGUGGACGACUUUAGUUACUAUCCCCAUUUUUGUACAGAAGCUGUACCCAAGUUCCCAAGUCGCCACGACCAAAUCUGCGUGGAAAGGAAUCUCUUGAAGAAUGAAUCUCGAGCUGUAGAUCUGAAUAUGUUCCAGAGAAUCUCUUGUUAUUUUAAUAAGUUUUGCCUUAAGAUUUAUAGAGUUAAAACAGUUGGUAAAUAUGAUAAGAUUGAUAAGUAAUGUUAUUAUAAGAAUAUUCUCUUUGUCAAUAAU
Molecule: messenger RNA, 2004 nt
Organism: Cydia amplana
Lineage: Eukaryota; Metazoa; Arthropoda; Insecta; Lepidoptera; Tortricidae
Gene: PIG-Z
Product: GPI mannosyltransferase 4
Exons: 3
Coding region: 1-1971 (656 amino acids)
Biological process (GO): GPI anchor biosynthetic process
Cellular component (GO): endoplasmic reticulum membrane
Molecular function (GO): alpha-1,2-mannosyltransferase activity
Source: RefSeq, a predicted model, not a curated record